This is a messenger RNA of Cyphellophora attinorum, 2016 nucleotides long. RefSeq names its product putative exonuclease. Gene Ontology annotation, molecular function: nucleic acid binding; exonuclease activity. The transcript is spliced from 2 exons. Bases 1 to 2016 code for a protein of 671 amino acids. The record is from RefSeq and is a predicted model, not a curated record. Gene Ontology annotation, cellular component: nucleus. NCBI's taxonomy places the organism in Eukaryota, Fungi, Ascomycota, Eurotiomycetes, Chaetothyriales, Cyphellophoraceae.
AUGGCAAGGAAGCGUAGUCACGACGACUUCGGGAACGACGCUUCAUUGCAUCGUGAUGAAAGCACAGAUGUCAGACUAGCUAAGGCAGAAUGGCAGGAAGUGAGGUCAAAGAAGAAGAGACGGAAGGAGCAUCGGUCCAACGAAGUCAAAGUGAGACAACAUACGCCCGAGUCACCAGAGCCAGAGGCCUCGACGCCAUCAUUACGCUUCGGCCCUUCUGUAGGAGCCCUUCACGUUGACGAUCUGCAAUCUCUAAUCCUCUACAUUCUUACUAAGGAUGCGGUGGCUCCAAAAUGGGUAGCAGUCCGGAAUGCCAGGGCGAUCAAGCAGGUGGUCACAUUGAUGGUUCCUGGAAUAGAUCGUACGAUGCUCGAGGCGGUUACGGAGGUGGUAACCAAAGCACGCUCACGCACGAAUGGUCAAGCAGCCGUGCUCGAUGGCAAAACCAACCAUCAUCAGGUCGAACAAGGACAGCUGAGAGGCCUACAUCAGAUCAAAGCUCCGGGCAACUCGAAGACCGGGCAUUUUGCUUCACCUUUGCAAGCUAUGCUUCUCACAUCAAUACCCGUAUCCAAAAGAAAGAAUGACCAGCCCAAAGCUGGACGCUCCACUCGAAAUGGCCCGACACCACUGUACGAAUUCAUACAUACCCCCGAACAACUCGAAGAAGCCGAUUUCCCUCUCCAUCCAUCGCUUUCGACAGACCCGAUCGAUGUAGAAUUACAAGCUACACGCCGCCGACAAGCUGCUCAAUCCGUUAAGGUGGACGGCUGGGUAGACACGGUUGUCGAAUCAAGUACUCUACCCAGUGCUCCGGGCGACAGCCGGGACAGCUCGGGACCCGUUGCGCCAGUCUAUGCGCUCGACUGCGAAAUGGUCGUCACUGAUGAUGACCGGCACUCUCUAGCACGCGUUUCAAUAGUGAACUGGGAUGGAAUAACGGUCCUCGAUGAACUCGUUAAGCCCUCCCUCCCCAUAAAGGACUAUCUCACGCAGUACUCCGGCAUCACCGAGGCAAAGCUAAAAGGCGUCACGACGAAGCUAGAGGAUAUACAAGCACGACUCUUGAAGCUGUUCACACCUUCCACAGUCAUCGCAGGUCAUUCUCUGGACUCGGAUCUCAACGCCCUGAAGUUGACACACCCUUUCAUCAUCGACACUACAAUACUGUAUCCACAUCCCAACGGCUUGCCCAGCAGAUCCUCACUCAAAUACCUGACGAAGAAGUACUUGAAUCGCGACAUUCAGAAGGGUGGUGUCGCUGGACACGACUCGGUGGAAGAUGCACUGGCAGUCAUGGACCUCGUCAAGCUGAAAUGCAAAAUGGGUCCGCAGUUCGGCUCAAAUGAGUCCAACCAGGAGUCCAUAUUCGCACGUCUAUCUCGAUCUGGCCACAAGACGGCUAUGUUCGACCAUGGGACAUAUGUUGGAGGUGUAGGUCGUCCCGCAAACAUCAAGGUUGGUUGCAAAGACGAUAUAGAGAUUGUCGACGCCCUCCUCCGCGUCCUUGCCCCUUCUCAUACCGACGAGACCAUCACGAACACAGCAGCUUCUGGCAGAUCCGUCUCAGAAGACGGUCAGGAUCCCAUGCUCACGCCACCAGCCUUCACAUUCGCUCGUCUUCGAGCCCUAGAGUUCCUCGACCGCCGGAAACCCUCACCAAUUGCCACCUCCUCCGACUCGCUACCAGAUGAUAGCACAACAGAGAUCGCAGCAAAGGCAGAGACCCACAAAGAAAUCCUGCAGCACCUGCUCCGUAUGGUCGAGGCCCUCAUCUCCCGCUCAAACUCCUCUGAACCAAUCCUGCUCAUAGUCUAUCCCGGCGGCCCUGACCCCGCCAAUAAGGACCUCAAAGACGUUCACCGCCUUCAAGCCAUGCACAAACAAUACCAGCAGGAGUUCAAGACCAAGAAGUGGGAUCAGCUGAGCGUGCAAUGGACGGAUCGCGAGACGCAGGCUUUGCGGCGGGCAUUUGAGCAGGCAAGGAAGGGGUGGGGAUUUGUUGGGCUGCUAUAG